UUGGAGGACACAUUCCUUACGAGGUAAAGUUAGACAUAAACAAGCCGUGGUGACGUGUGGUGCAGGUGCCCGACUCCCUGGAGUUGAAUUCAGACAAGAAAAGGCAAUUUGUUGUGACUGUUAAUGGCCAGACUAUAGGAUAAAAUAAUGGACACACUAAGAUUUGCUGGGGAUGCCGAUGACGACCUUUAUUCUGGAUUUAACACAGUUCACCCAGCCCUUGAUACUCGACACUUAGAAGCUGAUCAAGGUUUUCAAGAAGCGGUGCGCACGAGCUAUGGACGACGUCCUCCGACUCAGAGCCGUGCUCCAGCAACUGCUGCCCGUCUUACAUCUGGUGCUGUUCCUCGGCUGGGCACUCAGGGUGCGGGAGUACCCCUACAUAGCUCCCUGGGCCUGGUAGGUGGUAGUGGCUCCAGUGAUGGAUUGCGAAGGCCCAUGACAAGCAUGAGAGGGACUGGCUACACCUCACAUGGCAGUGUAUUUGAUCCACUCCAUCAGGCUAAUAAGGGUCCUGCACCACCACUUAUUUCAAAGACAGAAGAAAGUCCUGAGGAAAAGAUAAAGUCUUUGGAGCGUCGUGUGAUGGGGCUAAUUGAAGAAUCAUGUAUGGCAGCCUCACGAAAUGAAAUAGGUCUGGCACUAGACCGAGCGAAGGAGGCGUCCAGCAAAGAGCGUUCCCUAAUUCGGCAACGUGAACAAGCAGGGUUAUCAGAUGGACAUAAUUUGGACCUUACAUUUUCUGUUCUGUUUAACCUGGCAAACCAGUAUGCUGCCAAUGAUAUGUACACAGAAGCUCUGAAUACUUAUCAAGUCAUCACUAAGGACCGUAUGUUUAAUAAUUCUGGAAGGCUCAGAGUGAACAUGGGAAAUAUUCACUACAAGAUGGGUCAGUACAACAAGGCCAUCAAGUUUUACCGCAUGGCACUAGACCAGGUGCCAAAUACCCACAAGAGUAUGAGGAUAAAGAUAAUGCACAAUAUAGGUUUGGUUUUUGUGCGUAUGGGCCAGUACUCCGAGGCUUGCACGAGCUUCGAGUAUAUAAUGCAAGAGGAGGCAAAUUUCAAGACAGGUUUGGACUUGGUCACAGCUUAUUAUGCCCUUGGAGAUAAGGAAAGAAUGAAAAAGGGAUUCCUACGUUUGCUGGAGUGUCAACUUGAUAUUGAUGAUGAUGAAAAAUACACUGCAUCAUCAGAUGAUACUCAGGCAAAUCUUAUACUAGAAGUGAUUCGCAACGACCCUCUCCGAAAGAUGGAACGUCAGAUGAAGCAAGAAGCAGAGCGCUCCAUCCUUACUGCUGCCAAGCUUAUUUCCCCAGUGAUUGAAAAUUCCUUCAGUGAUGGAUACAAUUGGUGUGUUGAUGCAAUUAAGAACUCACAGUAUGUAGACUUGGCUAAUGAUCUGGAGAUCAACAAGGCUGUCAUGUAUUUGAGACAAAAGAACUUUAAGGAUGCAGUAGAAACUCUCAAGAUGUUUGAGAAGAAGGAGACCAAAGUGGCCAGCACAGCAGCUACAAAUCUCUCCUUCUUAUAUAUCUUGCAAAAUGAAAUAGACCUGGCUGAUAAAUAUGCUCUCAUGGCAAGAGAUUCAAAUGGAUACAAUGAUUCUGCUUUGGUAAAUUUGGGCAACUGCUGCUUCAAGCGAGAAGACUUUGAGAAGGCUCGAGAGCAUUAUGUAGCAGCUCUUGAGAUAGAUGCUUCAUGUGUAGAGGCUCUCUAUAAUCUUGGGCUGACAAAUAAGAAGCUGGGUAAUUAUGAGGAAGCCUUAGAGUCACUGUUGAAGAUGCAUGCAAUUGUACGGAACUACCCUGCAGUAGUUUAUCAGAUUGCCCAUUUAUACCAACUACUGUGUGAUAAUGACCAGGCAUCAGAAUGGUAUUUACAGCUGCUUGGUUUAGUCCCAACUGAUCCCCACAUCCAUCAACGUCUGGGACAAAUCUUUGACUCUGAGGGAGACAAACAACAAGCUUAUCAGUAUUAUUUUGAUUCUUACCGCUACUUUCCAAGCAAUCUUGAGGUCAUAGAUUGGCUGGGAUCUUACUUCAUUGAGCAUCAAGUUGCAGAAAAAGCCAUCAGUUACUUUGAACGUGCUGCUCUUAUGCAACCAGAUGAGGCAAAAUGGCAUCUGAUGGUUGCUGCCUGUCACCGUCGAUCUGGCAACUAUCAACAAGCUUUGCAAACUUACAAGCAGAUUAACAGAAGGUUCCCAGAAAAUGUUGAAUGUCUAAAGUUACUCAUUCGGCUGAGUAGUGAUUUGGGACUCAAGGAAGCAACAGAAUAUGCCCAGGAGUUGAAAAAGGUAGAGAGAGUACAAGAGCAAAGAGAGAGCCGAGCGGCCAGUGGAUCACGUCCUGGGUCCCGCAGAUCCUCAUCAAGGGCUUCACGUAGUGGGUCAGCUGCCUCAGGGCAUGAGGAACCUGGGGCAUUAACUCCAAAAAGCCCAGGCACAAGGGCCAGCUCAAGAAGUGCCCGUAGUAUACCAGGUUCAGCGCUGAGUGGAGGGAGGGCCACACGUCUGUCUCUCAAUGACUUGGAAGAGAAUGAACCUUACAUGCCAUCCAAUAAAGAAGUUGACAGCAGUUAUGUGGAUCCUCUUGGUCCUUUACAAGAAAGACCAAAGACAAGCCUCAGGCGAAAGCAAGAUGACGAUGACUUUGCUGAUGAAGAACUUGGUGAUGACUUGCUGCCAGAGUAACUUACUAGCAAAACUAUAUAGCGAUUCAAUAUCUAACAAGUUUAUUUAUAUCCCAAUCUUACUGUAUUUACACCAAAGAAAUAAUAAUGAAGGCCUUAACUUGUGAAUGAUUUGGCCAGAAAACUGUAACAAAACAAAUGAAAAGGCCUUAUUGAAUAUUUACCUGUAAUUAUAACUUUAAUGGUUCCAUGACUCAAUUGAUAGCACUUAGGUCUCCCAACCCAUGAGAUGUGGAUUCACUUCCUGGGUAAGUGGGGCAAGUGGGCCACUAUUAUUCUGUGGUGUGUGUUGAACUGGCUACCAGCCAUGUUUAUGCCCUAGGGUGUGGUACCUCUUUGUAUAUGGUGGCUGUCACUUCCACAAACUGUGGGAAACUUAAACAACUGUCCCAACCAAGCAAGUUAGUUAAUGAGAGCCCUGUAUGCGUUGUUUAGUUGGCAGUGGCCAUAUCCGGUGAUUCAACUUACUGUGUUGUUUAUUAGUAUGAAUUGUAAUUUUUGAGGAAACAUAUGCUGUAUGACAUUGUAGGCUUGAACCUUUGUUAAUUAUAUUUAAGGAGAAGUAAAAGUUUUUUGAAUGAUUAGAAAGACUUGCAACUAAUUCUGACCAAUUUUGAAACCAAUCUUUUAAAACUGUCACCACAUACCAUCAGGAUAACUGUCACAUACCUUUAGUUGUAUGUGUACCACCAGUUGAGGCACUCUAAACAUCUGCUAGAGACAUAAUGUACAUGAACACCCACCAAAACAAGUACUGUCUCUCCUCUUUCUCACAUCUAUGAACCCUGUGAAUCAUGUCUCUGUGAAUCCAAAAACAGCACACCUAAUGGAACUGUGUGUGUUGUUUUGGAUUCACAUAGACAUGAUUCAUGGAUGGGAGAGAGGACUGAUAUGGUUCUUUUUAAUGGGUGUACUUGAUAAUUUAUAGGUAGGUACAUAAUACACAGUGCUGUACAACAUAAGGAGUGAAAUGUUCUAAUAUCAGCUAAUCAACUUCAUGAAAUGGAAAACAGUGUACAGAACUGUACUGUACAUUGUUUACUCUUCCCAGUAAAUAUGCAUAUCCUGUACAGUAGUGGAACUGUGGAUGGUAACCAAUUAGUCAUAAUACUCACAUUCCUAGUCAUGAUUCAUAUUCUUUUAAAUUAAAUAUGCCAAAUGGCAGGCUUUACAUCUGUAUUGUACUUAGUAAAAACAAAAAAAUGUGCAGGCAUAACUCCCCACCACCAAUGAC
Homarus americanus (American lobster) is the source of this 3927-nucleotide messenger RNA. It is a transcript of the gene nompB, whose product is annotated as intraflagellar transport protein 88 homolog. Gene Ontology annotation, molecular function: kinesin binding. Gene Ontology annotation, biological process: non-motile cilium assembly; intraciliary transport. The record is from RefSeq and is a predicted model, not a curated record. Gene Ontology annotation, cellular component: ciliary base; non-motile cilium; centriole. Lineage: Eukaryota; Metazoa; Arthropoda; Malacostraca; Decapoda; Nephropidae. Bases 148 to 2694 code for a protein of 848 amino acids. The transcript is spliced from 17 exons.